CUGGCGGAGUGACUGUCUGAACUCCAUUAAGAAGACCCCAGAGCAUCAGGCUGCCUGCUCCUUCCUGGACAAAACUCAGGAUUCUCUAUGGCUCUUCAGGAAUCCACAGCGCUGGAUUUCUACCAGACGUAUUUUGAACCCAUGGUCUACCUGGACUACUUCAAGAUGGGCCAGAGCCCUGUGGGUGAUGAUUGCCUCUACUUCCUGCUAAAACACUACAACACCAUUUUUAAAUCAGGUGGGCUGAAAGGAAAGCUCCUGAUUGACAUUGGCUCUGGGCCCAGCAUUUACCAGCUCCUCUCCGCCUGUGAGUCUUUUGAGGAGAUAAUCGCCACUGACUACACGGACAAGAACCGCCUGGAGCUGGAAAAGUGGCUGAAGAAGAUUCCAGGCGCGUUCGACUGGUCCCCAGUGGUGAAAUAUGUGUGUGAGCUUGAGGGGGACAGAGACAAGUGGGCUGACAAGGAGGAGCGGCUAAGGAGAACCGUGACCCAGGUGCUCAAGUGUGAUGUGAAUAAAGAACAGCCCCUGGAACCUGCAGUCCUGCCCCUGGCAGACUGCGUCCUUUCCUCCCUGUGCCUUGAGGCUGCCUGCCACACCCAGGAGGCCUUCCGGGCUGCCCUGCGCCACAUCAGGACCCUGCUCCGGCCCAGGGGCCAUCUGGUGCUGGGCGGGGGCUUUGAUACCACCUUCUACAUGGUGGGGGCGAAGAAGUUCCCCUGCCUUCCCCUGAAGGAGAAAUUCGUGUGUGAGGCUCUGCAGAAGUCCGGCUUCACCAUCGAGAAGCUGGAGACGGCUCCGCGGGCAGCUGAGACCAUGUCGGAUGAGCAGUCAGACUACACCGCGAUGUUUGUCGUCGUGGCCCAGAGAAACGACUGACGUAUUGGACUUGGAAGGGGGGUGAGCAUGCAGGGGUCAUUCGGCCACCCCAUUUCCUUCCCUCUGCGCUCAGUUGGCUUUAUUUAGAACUCUUCCUUGCCAGCAAAUGCUUUUAGAGUCUUAUUAUACGUGAUUGCCAGAUAAUUAGGGAUGUUCCUCUCAAACAGAGAGGUUCAUGGUAUACUCCACUAACGUCCCGGGGUUGGGGAAGAAUUGGGCCAGAAAGUAAAGCUUGGCCUCCCCUAGUUUUGAGGGCACCUUGGGGUUGCAUGGGAGCGAAGAGGGUAGAGUCCCCCGUGCCCUCCUCCUUGAGGCAUCUGGGGACGGCUCGCCUUCUGAGCUCAUUCAUCAUUUGCAGCUUCACCCCUGCUGAUGACACCGCCGCCCCGUCCCACAAAAUGAAAGGAACGCGGGCUUUGGCGCAAGAAGACAUGGGUUUUGGUACUUGGCUCUUGUGAUGAUAGGUAGGUCAUUCGUAUCUCACAGCCUCAGUUUCCCCAUCUCUGAAAUGCAAAUAAUAAGACCCCUCCCCAGGCUUCCUGUGACACCCCAAAUAUAUAACAUGAACACACCUGCUGAACA
This is a messenger RNA of Neofelis nebulosa (Clouded leopard), 1461 nucleotides long. RefSeq names its product nicotinamide N-methyltransferase-like. Lineage: Eukaryota; Metazoa; Chordata; Mammalia; Carnivora; Felidae. The coding region runs from base 88 to 879 and encodes 263 amino acids. The record is from RefSeq and is a predicted model, not a curated record. Gene Ontology annotation, molecular function: N-methyltransferase activity. The transcript is spliced from 3 exons. Gene Ontology annotation, cellular component: cytosol.